Anopheles marshallii is the source of this 453-nucleotide messenger RNA. RefSeq names its product general odorant-binding protein lush-like. The coding region runs from base 1 to 453 and encodes 150 amino acids. Gene Ontology annotation, cellular component: extracellular region. Gene Ontology annotation, biological process: olfactory behavior; sensory perception of smell. The record is from RefSeq and is a predicted model, not a curated record. Gene Ontology annotation, molecular function: dibutyl phthalate binding; odorant binding. Lineage: Eukaryota; Metazoa; Arthropoda; Insecta; Diptera; Culicidae. The transcript has 5 exons.
AUGAAAAAACCAAGCCGUUGGUUGUGGGUUACGAUUGGUUUAAUGGUUCUCGUCUGGAGUCAAAUCCUGCCGGCGGAUGGUGCGAUGUCCCGCAAACAGUUGAUCAACUCGAUGGAUAUGAUGCGUUCGGCCUGUGCUCCCAAGUUUAAAGUUACCACCGAAAUGCUGGACGACCUGCGUAAUGGUGUAUUCGUGGAGGAUCGUGAGCUGAAGUGCUACACGCUGUGUAUCGCACAGAUGGCAGGAACGAUGAAUAAAAAGGGUGAACUUAAUAUCCAGAAAACACUCGCCCAACUGGACGCCAUGCUGCCGCCGGACAUGAAGGAAAAGGCUAAGGAAGCGGUCCAGGCAUGUCGCGAAACGCAGGGUCGUUACAAAGAUUCUUGCGACAAAACGUUUUACUCGACCAAAUGCCUCGCCGAGUACGAUCGCGAGGUGUUUCUCUUUCCUUAG